Molecule: messenger RNA, 942 nt
Organism: Colletotrichum navitas
Lineage: Eukaryota; Fungi; Ascomycota; Sordariomycetes; Glomerellales; Glomerellaceae
Exons: 3
Coding region: 1-942 (313 amino acids)
Molecular function (GO): zinc ion binding; ubiquitin protein ligase activity
Source: RefSeq, a predicted model, not a curated record
AUGUCUGCUCCGUCCUCCUCCUCCGGCUAUGCUCCAGAUGGCCCCGAGGAGGAGGAUUCGAGCCAGAUCGUCUCGACGACCCAGAGAAAGCCCAGGUUCCUACAGUACCCGCCGGACGUGCCGCGUAUGACCCGGCUCGGUCCUUGCACUUUCGGCGUGAACACUGGACCUGUGGCUGAUAAUGCUGAUCUGACCAAGCUCACACUCCCCAUGCUUGAGGAGCAGCUUGGCUUGCGAGAUAUCCCCGAUGGUGGCAAGAAAAAGGAUCUGAUCGAGCGACUGAGAAACUGGAAGACUUGCAAGCCUGAGAUCGUCGCUGGCAGAGAGGCACCCGAUCGCCAAGUCUUCGGUCCCAUCUCUCAGAAUAGGAGCGUCACAGGAAAUGAGAAGGAUUACCUCAGCGCUGCCAAGAAAGCCAUGGAGGAGUCGAUGUACAUCAUCAAGCAGCAGGACAACUAUGACGGCUCGCCAGGAUUGACUGUCGGCGUUCAUUCUGGAUCGGGCUCAGACAAUUACCAGGUCACUAUUGGGAACAAGACUUUCUGCAACUGCUCGAGCAUUGUGCGUGAGAGCCAGAGUAUCUGUAAGCCACAGUCACUGAUUGACCUCUACCAGACGUACCGACCCAAGAGCAACUGCAAGCACAUCAUUUACGUCCUGGCACAUAUUCUCCGUGCCCCUGCCGAGCUUCUCCCGCAGAGGACCCUCUUCACCGAGGAGCUCAUGAAGCUCCUUGACCGCGCGCCCAAGGUACGCUUCACUGCGGCCGAGGUCAGCACCGACCCCUCCAUGUCGGAUGGCGUUCCAAAGUCCAAGGACGGCAAGUGCUGCCCGGUCUGUUUCAAGGACAUUGGCGAAGCGCAGACUGCUUGCUGCGGAAAGUGCGGCAACCAUACCCACUCUUCCUGCUUCGAUAUAUAUGCGCGGGAGCUCAGCGGCUAG